AUGCCUUAUUCAAGUCUCUUUCGUUCGGAAGAGAUGUCACUCAUUCAACUCUAUAUUCCGUCAGAAACUGCUCAGCCAACAGUGGCGGAAUUAGGAGAGCUUGGUCUCAUACAAUUUCGAGAUUUGAAUCCCGAUGUAAACGCUUUUCAAAGAGCUUUUGUAAAUGAAAUUAGACGUUUUGAUGAAAUAGAAAGACGACUUCGAUAUUUUAAUGCACAAAUUGCAAAAACUGAUAUUCCUAUUCGUCCUUUGACUGGUGAUAUAUAUGAAGCUCGUGCAAGGAAUGCUCAAGAACUUGAUGAACUUGAAGAGACAGUUAAUCAACAUGAACAACGUAUCAUACAAAUGAAUAGCUCAUAUGAAACUUUACAAAAAAGAUACCUAGAACUGACUGAGGCUAGACAUGUAUUACAAGAGACAGCAGUAUUUUUUGAAGAAGCAGAAAAUCGUCAAGACAUACGACAAUCAUUAGAUGAACCUACAACACCGUUGUUAGACCAUCCUGAUGUUGAACAGGGUGACUUUUUAGGGUUUAAUCAUGUGAAUCUUAGGUUUGUAACAGGCGUUAUAUUAAGAUCCAAAAUGCAAAUAUUUGAACGAAUUCUUUGGCGUGCAUUACGUGGCAAUUUUUAUAUAAAUCAUGCAGAAAUUGAUGAACUAAUUACUGAUCCAGAAACAGAUGAGAUUUUAGAAAAAAAUGUUUUUAUCAUCUUUUCUCAUGGUCAACAAAUAAUAAAUAAAAUCAAAAAAAUUUCUGAAUCAUUGGGAGCUACACUUUAUCCUGUAGAUAAUAGUCCUGAUCAAAGACGUCAAAAUAUAUUAGAAAUUACUACAAGCAUUGAGGAUCUGAAUUCUGUUCUACAAAGUACAAAUAAUGCUCGUAGAACUGAAUUAUUAAAAGUCGCAGAAAAUUUAUCAACUUGGUUUACUAUUGUUAAAAAAGAAAAGGCAAUUUAUCAUGCAAUGAAUUUAUUUAAUUAUGAUGGCACUAGAAAAUGUUUGAUUGCCGAAGGAUGGUGUCCAACCAAUGAUAUUGAUCAAAUCUAUAAUGCCUUGAGAACUGCAACUCCACCUACCUUCCAUCAUGUUAAUAAGUUUACUGCAGGAUUUCAAGAAAUUGUCGAUGCCUAUGGCAUUGCAAAAUAUCGUGAAGUCAACCCUGGAUUAUUCACCAUAAUCACCUUUCCAUUCUUAUUUGCUGUAAUGUUUGGUCGUUACAUCAUUCUUUUAAUGGGUCUGUUUUCAAUGUAUACUGGAUUAAUGUACAAUGAUAUAUUUUCAUUAUCAUUAAAAUUGGCAAAACCUGGAUUUGAAUGGAUCAAAAAUGACACGGAUGGAAGCUACAAAGUGAUACAGACAGGAGUUUAUCCAUUUGGUGUUGAUCCAAGUUGGCAUGGUGCAGACAAUUAUUUGUUAUUUACUAAUUCAUAUAAAAUGAAAAUGUCAAUAAUUUUAGGUGUAAUUCAUAUGAGUUUUGGAAUAGUUCUUACCGUCUACAAUUAUACAUAUUUUAAAAAAACCUUGAGUAUUUGGACAGAAUUUUUGCCACAAAUGUUAUUUAUGCAAUCAAUUUUUGGAUAUCUUGUGUUUGCCAUUAUUUACAAAUGGACAAUUAAUUGGUGGGAAACUGAUGAAUCAGGUCAAACUAUAAGAAAUAGCCCACCAGGUUUAUUGAAUAUGUUGAUAUAUAUGUUUUUACAACCUGGUAAAGUUGCAGCUAAAGAUCAACUAUAUCCUGGUCAAGAUAAAGUUCAAUUUAUCCUAUUAAUAAUCGCAUUAAUUUGCGUGCCUUGGAUGCUAUUAACAAAGCCUCUUAUAAUGAGACAUGAUCAUAAGAAAAUUAGAGCGCAAGGCUAUCAUAAUCCACAAACUGAUGCAACACGUGUAUCAACUGAUGAAAAUAAUGAGUAUGGUGGCACUGUGGUGACAGAGGAGAUGCGUGAAGAGGAAGAGUUUGAUUUUGGUGAAAUUAUGAUUCAUCAAGUUAUACAUACUAUAGAAUUUUGCCUUGGUUGUAUUUCUAAUACCGCAAGUUAUUUACGAUUAUGGGCUUUAAGUUUAGCGCAUGCUCAAUUAUCAUCUGUACUAUGGGAUAUGACAUUAAAAUCUGCUUUAAAUUACCAAGGUGUAUUUGGAGUAAUUUUAAUUACUGUAGCUUCACUUUUUUGGUUUACUUUAACAGUUGGUAUAUUAAUAUUCAUGGAAGGAUUAUCUGCAUUUUUACAUGCUUUACGUUUACAUUGGGUUGAAUUUAAUAACAAGUUUUACGAGGGUACUGGUAGAAAAUUCGAACCAUUUGGUUUUAAGAGAAUUUUAAAAGAGCAGGAUUAA
Molecule: messenger RNA, 2331 nt
Organism: Entrophospora sp. SA101
Lineage: Eukaryota; Fungi; Glomeromycota; Glomeromycetes; Entrophosporales; Entrophosporaceae
Source: the annotation of a GenBank genome assembly